AUGUCACAUAAGGUUUCGACUUUGCGGGCACAAGCGGUGCCUCUGCCUGUGAAGAAAUCCUGGGAAAUACGUAACGAAUUGAUGAAUGUACAAGGAGUCCCUGAACAAGGGCUCCCCAAAACUCAGUUACCUACACUCCUCCCUCAGAGGGCUGAGCAAAAUACCAACCGAUCUCCAGAUGUUCCAUCGUUUCAUGUCCAUGUAAACAUUGGGGUGAAUUCUGAAUUAAGCAGAACGGAAGUGUCACAAACGCUGACCUCAAACAAGCAGUUACAGUCCGCGAAUGACCACCAGGUUCUUAGCUACAACCCUGUAGUUAUAUCAAUGGGCACUCCAGCUCCCAUUAACAUAGUUCGGGAAAAGGAUCCAAGGCAUGUGUUAGAGCUGAAUAUAGAUCAGAGGGUCUCCGGUCUUCCAGAACAAAGGAUACAGCCACAAAGGGCACAAGUAACUGACAUGGAACUGACAGCCCAGGUACCACGCUCAGCCACGGACAGCAUAAAGGUCACUCCAGUGGCAUUGCUUCAGGUUAUGGGCUUGAUGGGAAUGAUCCCAGAAUCACAUGCGCAGGUGAUAGACUGCGUGGCUUUUCCCCCGCAGCCACCAAAUCAAGCAGAAACAGUGAAUCUAACUCCUCAGCCAUCAGAUCAAGUAAUUGAACCAAAAACAGUAAAACAUCAACAGUAUUCAGCUACGGAAUCAAAGAGUAUGGCCUCAAGACAGAGUCCAGUCACAGAUAAUAUGAAGGUAACUCCUGCGGAAUUGCUUCGCAUCAUGGAUUCCAUGGGGAUGAUUAAUGAAUUAUACCCACAUGUCAUAAAACCAGCAGAAAUAGCCCCAAAGCCACAAUACCAAGUCAUGGAAUCGGCAAAGGUGGAUAUACUGCAUGGCCACCAAGCCAUACGACCAGAAGAUAAGAGUCUAGGGCUACAGCAAUCAGUUCUGGGAACUGUGGAAGUGAUCCCCCAGCCUCAGCAUAAAGUCAUGGGAACACCGAACACGACCUUGGGGCCACAGAAUCAAGCCACAGAACACAUUGGGAUUGCUCCCGGUCCAAUACAUGAAAAUAUAUUGGAAAUUAGCUCAAGUGCACUUCCUAAAGCCAUUGAUUAUACAAAAGCAACCCCAGUGGCACAACAAACCAUGGAUUUCAUGCAGAAAAUUCCACCAGGAGAGCCACACAUUACAGAACCUAGGGCUUUGAUCCAAACUGAAAAUUUGACCACACUGCCAGCCCAGCCAGACAUUCUGACUUCUACUGUCCCAAGAGGAGCAGCAGAAUCUCGAGGCAUACCUCCACAGCUACCGUCUACAGUCCUAGCGUCAUCAGGAGUGAUUCUGCUACCAUCAGGUCAAUCCCUGCAUGCUCUAAAGGUGACCCCGAUAGUACAGGCGCCACCUGGGGUGGGAAUGAUCCCACCACUCCAAGUUGUAGAGCCUCCUGGUUUGAUUCCACAGCCAGUGGCUCAAGUCAAAGAACCUCUGGACUUGCCUUCUGGGUUCCAGGUUCAAGCUGGAGACUCUGUGGGGAUGACUCCACAACAUCAAGGCGCAGAGGGUGUGUCAUCGACUCCAGGACUGUCUCAGCAGGUCACGGACCCUUCAAAGUUUACCCCACGGCACCAAGACUUAGACUAUUCUGAAGUGAGCCCAAGGCAAAGUCACAAAAUCCCAGAAAGGGGUGGGACCUCUGACACCCAGCCCCAAAUGAAGAAUUCUGUAGAGAUGACAGAGGUACAUAAUCAAAUAGUGGAACCUGUGAGAACAAUCACAGCACCACUAGAUCAAGGUACAAUACCCAUAGGAAGGAGCCAAAAACAUCACGUUACAGAAGUGGAAGUGGUGCCAGUUACACCACUACUUCAGGAAAUGAAACAUUUUGGGGAAAACUCAAUCCCACAGCCUAAAGUUAUGGAUUCAACGAAUUUAUCCCCAGAAUUACAGAACGUAAAAUCUGAGCACCUAAUCCCAGAUCCAAGAUUGCGAAAUAUGAAAUCUGUGGACAUAGCCAUGGCUUUAGUCCCAGAAAAAGUAAAAUAUGGACCACCGACCUCAAGAGCGGUAUCUACAGAUUUGACCCUAGAAUUGCAUCAGCUGACUAUGCAGUUUGAGGAAUUAACCCACAGGCCACAAUUGCAAAGUGAGGAAUCUGUGCCAUCAGCCCCUGAAUCUCAACUUCAAGAUGUGAAAUCUGGCCAAGUGACAGUUGAAGCACAACUCCAAAACAUACAGUGUGCUGGGCUGGCCCCAGGUCCACAGGUGCAAAGUGAUAAAUCAGUACAUUUGACCCCUGGUUCACAGACUCAAGGCAUGCAAAGGGUUGUUCAUUCAGCCCUAUCGCAGGAGUUACAAGGAGAUACAAAAAUGGUGGAGUUGGCUCCAACACCAUCACUUGAAGAUAAGAAAUCUGUGAACUUGACCCGAAAACCAUAUUCACAAAGCACCAGCUUUGAGAAGACAGCCCAUGUACCAUUGCUCGAAGAUAGAAAGACUCUGUUGGUAGAAGGUAGGAGUUUAAUUCCUGAGGCACUGGUGGAAAGUGUGAGUCUUAGUGAAUUGGUCCCAAGCACACACCUUUGUGCGGUAAAAUCCUUAGAAGUGAACCCCGACCCAAGUUAUCAUUUCCUGGAACCUGCAGAAUUGGCCCUACGGCAUCAAGCCCCAGAAGAAAGAGUGGGCUCUGCCAUUUGUCAUCAGGUGGAAGAAUCUGUUGAGCUGAUACAAUCAUCAUUAGGAAUGAGGCUGAUACCACUGCGCCAAACCUCAGCCUCUAUGGAGAUGUACUCACCACCACUCCAAGAAACUCUUGAAACUAGGAACCAGGUUGUAAAAGAGAUGGAAGAGACUCCAGAAUUACAAAACGCAAUUAAAGAUGCUCUGGAUUUGCUACCAGAAUCAGAAGUGCAGAAUAUGAACUCAGCGGUGAUGGCCCCAGAACCACAUCCCUACUCAGAUGGGAAGUUUCUCCAUGGGACUCUAGAAUCGUGUUCAGAAAUAACUCUAAGACCAGAAUACGAAGACAGCGAGCCUAUCAGAUUAACAUUACCUAAAGUUGAUGAUACUCAGGGCGCCAUGAUAGAACCAUAUUCAGAAAUGGGAUAUCUGGAGUUGGGUCUAGAACCAGGAGUGCAAGGUGAGAAAUCGGAGUCCUUGGCUCAACAUUUGCAAUCUGGGGAAGUAAUUGGUAAACCACCUGUACUAGCUGUAGAGACUAUCACACUAACUACAGGACCCAAACCACACAUUAAACAUGUGAUCCCAGGGCCCCAGCUCAAAGUCAAACUUAGGCAAAUGGAUACAGAAUCACAGUUGCAAAAUGAAGACUCUAUAAAUGUAACACGACAGUCGUCUCUAGGAGAGGUAGGUCCUGAAAAGACAAAGCCAGAGUCAGGGCCACAAAGUCCAUCCCCGAAGGAACUGAUUGAGGAGACACAGCCCCCGAAAGUGAAAUCUGUGCAUCUAAAUCUAGGCCCACAGCAGCUAAGUAUCAAAUCUGGGUUGAUUCCAGGGCCACAACUGCAAAGUGUCAGAUUUCCAAAGUUCUACCAAGGGGGAAAACGAGGAAAUGUCAUCUCAGGCCCCCCACGUUAUGGUGUGAAAUCUGAUGAGGCACGAUCACGUUCCCCAGUACCAGAAAUCAGAUCAUCAGAUUAUAUCCCGGGGCCAAAUCUUCCAGAAGCAAAACUGCAACAUGUGAAGCCUGUGGAAGUAAAUGUAGGACCAUGCUCGCAAGCUGUGAAAUUCUCUGAUCUGACCCCUGAGCCCAAGCACCAAGGUUUCAGAUGUACACAGGUCAUACCAGGUAUUCAUUUUCAAGAUAGGAAGUCUCAGGGACUUUUGCCAGAACCCUUUUUGCCAUUAAGCCAAGAGCCACAGGUUGAAGAUAGGAAGCUUGUUCUACCUAUGGAAGUAUCAGAGUUUCAUAGCAGGAAACACACAAUACCAGCCUCUGAACUACAAUAUCCAAGCGUGAUAUCUGAGGAGGUAAACCCGGAACUGCGGCAACAAGAUACCAAAGUGUCUGAGUUUGCUUCUAGGCUAAGACCUCAAGGGGUCAAAUUUGGAAAGCAAACUCCAGGACCGUUGUUUCACGGUAUGCAUUUUAUGACUCCAAAGUUGGGGUUACAUAAUCCAAAGCUAGCGAAGAUGACCCCAGAGCUCAACGAUACAAAGCAGGUGAGUUUUAACUCGUGGCCGUGCCUGCAAAAUGUCAUUUUUUUUGAUGGAACAUCAGGAACUCAAUCUCAAGGUGUGACGACUUCAGAGUUACACUCGGGGCAACAGUUGGAGUGUGUAAAAAUGUUUGAGUUUACCACACAGGCAGAGAGGCAAGGGAUGAAGCCAGAGUUAAUAAUACAGGAGACGCCGUUUGAAGACAGGGCAUAUGUCACAAGGAAUCAAGCACCAAGCUUUGAAGAUGAGAUGUCUUAUAAACUACCUUCUGAGCCACAGAUACCAAUGGCAGAAUCAGUGAGAUUGACUCCUGGGAUACAGCUAGCAAGUGUAGACCAUUCUGAGUUGGUUGGAAGACCAGAGGCACAAGGUAUAGAAUCUUCUGAAUCGAUCCCUGGGCAGCAUUUGGGACAUAGAAAAUGUGUGGAGAAGGUCACAGCGUCAAAGCAGGAAGAGUUAACGCCAGGGCCACAUUUGGGAGAUGUGAAAUCUAUGGAGUUAAGGUCAAAGUCAGAGAGGGAAACAGUCAAAGCUAUACUGUUAACCCCAGGGAAACAAGCAGGAGAUAAAGAACCUGAGGAGCUGCCCCCGGGUCCCAACUUGAAAGAUUUAAAAUCUGAGUUACUACCUUCAAGACCACAGUUAGAGGAUAGGAGAUCUGCGGUCUUAACUCUAGGACAAUGUCCAGAGAGGAUAAAAUCUACAGUGGUCUCCCCAUGUAGCUCCCAGUCAGAUGGCACAAAAACUGUGAAGUUGAUUCCAGGUUCAACAAUUCAAGAUUUGAAGACUGUGGGGCUGGCCCGUGAUACACAUGUGCAAGAUCUAAAUGCCAUGGGUUUGAAACUUGAACCAAAGCAAGAAGAGAGUCCUGUGACUUUUGUACCAGGGAAAGAGUUUCAAGAUGAGUUUAUGGAGGUGUUGCAAGUGCCUCAACUACAAGGUCUAAAACCCAAGGAACUGACUGCACAGUCACAAAUGCGGGGUAGGAAACAUGUGAUUAUCUCAUGUUUGAAGCCACAAAGUCUAAAACCUGUGAAUAUAGCCAAAACACAAGGAAUCCCAGGAGUAAAACUUGUGAAUUUAGUCUCAACACAACCAUGUCGAGGGAUGGCGCCUACGGAUUUAACUCUCAAGCCUGGACAGGAUGACCAGAUAACUGUAAGAUCACCCGAGUGGAAAGGUGGGGUUUUAGACCAGCUGAGCAAGCAUUUUGAGUCAGAAAAUGUGUUAUCCAUGAAGUCAGGUCAAGAAGCCAAACAUGCAGAUAAAAAACCCAAAGAGAUCAAAUUUAAAGUACAAUUUAAAGAUACACCAUCAUUUGAAUCGACUCCUAAACCAGUUGUUCACAGUGUAAAACCUGAAGAGGCCCAAGAUGAAGCCCAGGUGCCAAGUAUGAAACCAUGCCAGGUGACUCCAGGGCCACAGGAGCACCAGGUGAAAGUCUCGGAGCCAAUGUUACAGCCACCAUUUCAAGAUGUGAAAACCAUGGUACUCACAGAGCCACACACUGGAAGUACAAAAUCCGUCCAAUGGAUACCAAUAUCUGAGUUUCAAAGUGAGAAAUGGGUAGGGUCAGACUUGAGGUUGCAAUCUCAAAGUGCCAAACCUACAGAAUUGAAGCCGUCUACAGAAUGGAGGGGUGUGAGGCCCUCUGAAUUGACUGUCAGGUCUAAAAUAGUUCAAGAAGAAAAAUCUGUAGGGUUGCAUCUUGAGCCACAGUCACAGCAAGUAAAAACCUCUCCGUUAGCACUAGGGCUUCAGAAAACAAAAACGUUGAACUUAACAUCAGAGCCACAACCUCAAGGAAUCAAAACUGUGGAUCAAAACAAAGAUCCACCAGUUGGAAGGGUAAGAUCCGUUGAGUGGAUACCAGGACCUGAGUUCCACAGCAUGAAGUGUUUAGGGUUAAAUUAUGGGUCACAAUCUCAAGGUGUCAAAUCUACAGAACAGAAAACGUCUAUACAGUUGGGAGGUGUGAAGUCAACAGAGACGACUGUAAGGCCAAAACUUCAAGGGAAUAAAUCUGCAGAUUUUAACCUUGAGCCAAAAGUACAGCACAUAAAAACCCCCGGGGCAUCCCCAAAACCAGAGUUACAAGAAGGGGAAAACUCAGAGUCACAGUCUGAGUGUGUAAAAAGUGUGGCAUUUCAUGACGGAUCAGAGCCACAGGCUGAGUGUGUAAAAAGUGUGGCAUUACACGACGGAUCAGAGCCACAGGCUGAGUGUGUAAAAAGUGUGGCAUUACACCAAGGAUCAGAGCCACGGGCUGAGUGUGUAAAAAGUGUGGCAUUACACCACGGAUCAGAGCCAAAGGUUAAGUGUGUAAAAAGUGUGGCAUUACACCAUGGAUUACAGCUUGAAAAUACAAAAUCUGUUCAGUGGAUCCCAGCAGCUGGCUAUCAAGCUAAGAAAUCUAUGCUGAAUCUUAGGUUACAAUCUGAAGAUGUCACGGCUAAAGAGUUAAACCCUUUGGCACAACUAAAGAAUGUGAAGACUUCUAAUGAGUUGAUUACAGGGCUGAAGUUACAAAGUAAACAACCUACAGGGUCAACGCCGGAACAACAGUCUCAUGGGUUCAAAACUAUUGAUUUUAAAUCGGAGCGCCAGUACAGGGGCCCAGUUUCCUUCCUUAGGAAAGCCAGAGUAUCCUCUCGGGAUACUUUACAGUAUCCUCUCGGGAUACUUUACAGUAGGGAAGAUCCUGUUUCCAGGGAGCCGAGUAAUAUCUCCCAGAGCGAUUCACAAACAGGAACUUCCAAGACUCACCACUCCUUCGAGGCAAGUUAUUUUUCCCAGACCAAUACCGAGCUCUCAGAAGAGCUUAAAGAUCUAAAGCUAGAGAUAGCAGCAAAACUCUUACGAAGUCAGAUACCCUACAACGUCCCUCCACCCUCAGAGUCGGGUCUUGUCCAGAAAUACCCCAUCUGCUUGCAGUGCGGCCUAUUUUCAGAAUGUGGAUGUAGUCAUAAGUCCCAGUCUGCUUACAUUCUCGUCUACCCACAGAUCCACCUUAUAAAAACCCCUGAAGGCCGUGGUGAGAUCCGGACGCAUCUUGGUUUUAGGUUGUACAUUAGAAAAAGACCUCAAGUCUCAAAGGAUUGUGGGAGAAACAGAGCGGACACAUCGAAGAACCCUUCCUCAUCAUCGCACAGGAAAGAUAAAAUCUAUACUCCAGCUUCCAAGAGUCCAACUUCUACAAGAGAUUUCCAGUCCAGAUCUUCCCAGUCUCCGGCUUCUGUACCAGUUCACAGGAGGCAAAAGCAAUGGGGCAGCCAUGGUGUGGCAGGGAAGACAGAAGCCAAAGACUCUGGGCAUUAUGAAUUCUGUGAGGUUCUCUCCGCGUCAGAGAGUGACUCUGAAAGUAACCAGCAUGAAAAAUGGGCUAAGUCAAGACUCAGUAAGACCUCAGACUUAAAAUAUCCAAUGAAGAAAAUCACCAAGGAACUUAAAAAGCAAAACAUAAAGCUCUACAAAAACAGUAGACCCACAGAAGAGUGUCCUUCUGGAACACUGACAGAUCCAUCAAGACGCACUCAAACCAGCACUGUUUCUUCAAAGAGACAACCGAAGAAAUCCUCCCAGCCCAGGUUCAUCCAGCUGCUUGUUCAGGGCCUAAAGCAGGCAUUCCAAAGAGCACAUAGAGCUAUGGCUAUCACCAGACAGAAGCCUGAGGACAGGGCUAGGCCAGACAAUUUGUGGUCAAGCAAAAAUUUGUACCCCGAAGAAAAAGAUGAGGAUGAUUGUUCAACAGGAGAUGGCAGAGAGGCCAGCACACCUGUUAUCAAGUUCAUGGGUUCCACCCCUAAGAAAGAAGACAGAUUGCAGGAAACAUGUGACCAAGCUCAACAAUCAAAACAAGUGAGCUCUCUCCAACCCAGACCUUUGGAAUUGGUGAAGAACAUUGUUUCUGAGAGGAAUGUCGUUAUCCAAGCUACUUCAAUCCUACAGCCUUUGAGUAGAGUUCUAAAUGUCAACAGCAGAACAAAGAAAAACUAUGAAUUCUUCAGUCCAGAGUCUAAGAACUGUUCUAAAGUAGGAGCCAAAUUUCAGGUCCAAGAGACACUCGUGCCUGACUCCCUUCUGAAGAGAACCAUGCAGAGUCACUUCAAACACGAGCAAGAACAACACAGGACCUAUCACAGCCUGUCUGAGAGAUCUCAUCGGAGAAGCCACAGUCCUCAGAGAAAGCCUAGGAGUCCCUCUGACAGAACCCUUAGAAGCGUCUUGGAGAGGAGAUGUCGCAGUCCCUCCCAGAGGAAGGAUGGCAGUCCCUCUAGAAGAACCCCUCAGAGUAUCUCUGACAGGAGCCCACCCAGGCUCUCUAAGGGGAGAGGUCGCAGUCCCUCAGGGAGGAGCCAACCCAGCCCUACUGGGAGAAGGCCUCGCAGUUCCUCAGGGAGGAGCCCUCGUAGUAGUACCCCUAGUAGCCCUCGAGAGAGAAGGGGACGUAAUCCCUCCCCCAAGGGUCGGCUUGGUCUUUAUGCGAGGAACCAACACAGUCCCCCUUUUCAGAGAUGCCGCAGCCCCUCCAAAAGGAGCCAUCUCAGUCCCAUCCAGAGGACAUGGGCUAGUCCUUCAGAAUGGAGCCAUGGUACUCUCUCUGAGAGACCCCCUUCCAGAUGCUCUGGCAGGACAAGGCAAAGCUCUUCUGAAAGAGGCUACCGCAGUCCCUCUAGGUCCAGGCUCCACAGGCCUUCUUCCAGACUCCACCGCAGCCAUUCUCAGAGAACUCACUACAGCCCCUCUGACAGCAGAAGCAGUCAUUCUGAGAGGAGCCGACACUUAGAGAGGAACCAGCAAGGUCACCAUGCGAGACCCCAUCACAGCCCCAAGGGGAGGCUCCCGCACAGUUCCCCUAAGGAGAGACCCAGACAUAGCUGGUCUAAAGAGUUCCUGCAAAUCUUUACCUAGCUGCCCCUUCCUGUUCAGCCACUGCCUGCACCCUCAGCAAUCAAAGAACUAUCUAGGAGGGGAGUGAGAAUGGGUCCGUAAUUUAUUUAAGAUCAAUAAAGGGGUAAUAAUUGAACUCUCUUUGCAGCCGUAAGAUCACUUGUGGGGUGGGUGGGACUGGAUGUGCAAAUGCCCGGAGCUCAAGGGUUGGAGUUCACGAGGACCCCUGAAAUCUUCAGGCUUCGCCCACUUGCUCCAAGGAGUUUCUGAUCCUCCUGCCUCCACCUCCCAAAUGCUAAAAUUAUAGGCAUGUGCUAUAAUGUCUGGCAUAUGUGGUGCUGGGGAUCAAAGCUGGGCGUCAUGCGUGCUAGGCAAGCCCCAGCCCUCUAGAAUUAAAAUGGUCUUAAAAAUUAUUUUAGUUAUUUGUUUGUGUGUAUGUAUUACAUAUGUGUGGAUGCAGGCAUGCCUGUGUUAUGCUGUGACUGUGGAGUUGAUUCUGUCCAUAUACUGUGGGUCCUGGGGACUGAACGCUCAUCAGUAGUAGACUUCUGCAGCAAGACCUUUUAACCACUGAGACAUCUUGCCGGUCCUAUAUUGACGGUUUUAAAAAAUAUUUAUUUUAUGUGUAUGGGU
Messenger RNA from Microtus oregoni (creeping vole), 9696 nucleotides. RefSeq lists its product as uncharacterized. The transcript has a single exon. Lineage: Eukaryota; Metazoa; Chordata; Mammalia; Rodentia; Cricetidae. The coding region runs from base 1 to 9084 and encodes 3027 amino acids. The record is from RefSeq and is a predicted model, not a curated record.